GGCGGCGCCCGGCCGGCGGAGACGCGCCAUGGCCCUGUACUUCGACCACCGGGUGGAAGCCCCCGACUGGGCCGGGCCGCCCUCCCACAUCAGCUGGCACCCCGUGCACCCCGUCCUGGCCGUCGCCUCUGUCAGCAGCGCCGCGGGAGGCCACGUGGACCUGUACCUGGAGCGCGGUGAGCAUGUGCCCGACACGCACAUGGAGAGGUCCUUCCGGGUCACCUCCCUGAGCUGGCACCCCACACGGCUGGUCCUGGCCGUGGGCUGGGAGACCGGAGAAGUGACGGUGUUCAACAAGCAGGAGAAGGAGCAGUAUCCGGUGCCCCCGACGCACACAGCCGACGUCACUGUUCUCACCUGGAGCCCCAGUGGGAGCUGCCUGGUGUCGGGGGACAGGCUUGGCGUCCUGCUCCUGUGGCGGCUAGACCAGAGGGGCCGCGUGCAGGGCGCGCCCCUGCUGAGACACGAGUACCGGACGCGCCUGACACACUGCGUCUUCAGGCUGCCCCCGCCUGGCGAGGACCUGGUGCAGCUGGCGAAGGCAGCUGUGAGCGGAGACGAGAAAGCCCUAGAUAUGUUCAACUGGCGAAAGAGCGGCCUCGGGGGCCUCCUGAAGACGGGCUCCCAGGAGGGGCUGUCGCUCUUCGUUGGCCUGGAGGAUGGGACGGUGCACUACGUGGACGAGAAGGGCCAGACAGCCCGGGCGGCGGCCACGGACGGCGCCAUCCACACGCUGCACUACAUGGAGAGGCGGGAGGCCCUGGUGGUGGUCACGGAGAGUCUGCUGCUGUCCCUGCUCCUGGUGCCGCGCCAGGGCGAGGCCGAGGAGGUGAUGAAGGUGAAGCUGAGCGGGAGGACGGGCCGCCGGGCAGACAUCGCUGUGAUAGAGGACAGCCUCCUGGUGAUGGCCGUCGGGGAGGCCGUAGUCAGGUUCUGGGACCUGGAACGAGGCGAGAACUACGUGCUGGCCCCAGAUGAGACGCUUGGCUUUGAGAAAGGGGAGAACGUAAACUGUGUUUCUUACUGCGAAGUCAAAGGUGUCCUGGCGGCGGGCACUGACAAAGGACGGGUGGCCAUGUGGAGCAGAGUGCCAGGACCCCCGGGCAGUCGGGGAGCGGAGGGCAGAGACGGGUGGACGCUUCGGACCCCCACGGAGCUCGAAGGGAGUGUCAUGCAGGUCAAGUGGGGCUCCCGCAAGCACCUGCUGGCCGUGGACAGCGUCCGCUCCGUGGUCAUCCUCAGCGAGCAGGCCAUGUCGUCCCACUUCCGCCAGCGCGUGGCCGCGGUGCAGACCGCCCCCGGCCUGCUGCACGUGGCCUUCCUCGCCUCCGGGGCCACGCACAGCCUGCACACCGACAUGCACGUCAGCGGCGUCUUCGCCACCAAGGACGCGGUGGCCGUCUGGGAUGGGAAGCAGGCGGUGAUCUUCGAGCCUUUUGGAGCCGCGCUGCGAAGCGCAGGCACUUUCCCCUGCGACUCCCCGGCACUGGCCAUGCAUGAGGACAGCGUUUAUACCGUGGAGCCCCACCGGGUUCAAGUUCGAACCUGGCAGGGCACUGUGAAGCAGCUCCUGCUUUUCCCAGAGGCCGAGGGGAGCCCCUGCUUCUUUGACAUCUGUGGGAACUUUCUGGUUGUGGGGACGGACUUGGGAUACUUCAAAAGCUUCGAUCUUUCCCGAAGGGAGGCCAAGGUGCACUGCAGCUGCAAGAGCCUGGCCGAGCUGGUGCCGGGCGCAGGGGGCCUGGCCUCACUCCGGAGCAACGCCAACGGCGGCAGGAUCAGCAUCCUCCUGCACAAGGCCGACCGCAGCCCUGACUCCAGGGUCUGCUUCUACGACGUUGACAUGGACAUGGUGAGCAUCUUGGACUUGAAGACGGGCCUCCUUGACCAGCGCGAGGCCUUCAGCGGGCCGGAGGCCAGGAGGAGCUGCGUCAUUGCGGACGAGCACCUGAGGGACCUGGUUCCUGUGAGCCACUUCUGGGACCAGAGCGAGCCCCGGCUAUUCGUGUGUGAAGCCAUGCGGGAGGCGCCAGAAGCCCCCCUGCAGCCCACUGACAAGAGGUCUCCCGGCCAGGACCCAGGCCCCGUGGCGGAUGUGCUGGUUCUGUCCUUCUUCGUCUCUGAAGAGCAUGGCCUGCUCCUCCACGACAGCUUCCCCCGGCCUCCCGCCUUCCAGGCUCUGCUGGGCAUGGAGGUGCCCCACUACUACUUCGUGAGGAAGCCAGGAGAAGUGACCCCAGAAGACAGGGCAGAGCCAGGGUGGCCCGCUGGACUCCAGGUGGUGGGCAGGAGGCCCCUGCGGGACUUCGUGGGGCUGGAGGGCUGCGACAAGCCAACGCGGGACGCCAUGCUCAACUUCAGCUUCUUCGUCGCCGUCGGAGACAUGGACGAGGCCUUCAGGUCUAUCAAACUCAUCAAAAGCGAGGCCGUCUGGGGCAGCAUGGCGCGCAUGUGUGUGAAGACCCGGCGGCUGGACGUGGCCAGGGUGUGCCUGGGGAACAUGGCCCACGCGCGUGGGGCCCGGGCCCUGCGCCAGGCCGAGCAGGAGCCCGAGCUGGAGGCCAGGGUGGCCAUGCUGGCCAUACAGCUGGGCAUGCUGGAGGAUGCUGAGCGGCUGUAUGAGCAGUGUGGGCGCUAUGAUCUCCUCAACAAGCUGCACCAGGCCAGUGGGCAGUGGCAGCGGGCGGUGGAGCUGGCUGAGCGGCGAGACCGUGUGCACCUGCGCACCACACACUACAACUACGCGCGGCACCUGGAGGCCAGCGGGGAGCGCAGCCUGGCCCUUGGCCACUACGAGAAGUCGGACACACACCGCUUCGAGGUGCCCAGGAUGCUCUCUGAGGACCUGCCGUCGCUGGAGCUCUACGUGGACAAAAUGAAGGACAAGUCCCUGUGGCGCUGGUGGGCGCAGUACCUGGAGAGCCAGGCGGAGAUGGCCGCGGCGCUGCACUACUAUGAGCUGGCGCAGGACCACUUCUCCCUGGUCCGCAUCCACUGCUUCCAGGACAACAUCCAGAAGGCGGCCGAGAUCGCCAAUGAGACCGGGAACUGGGCGGCGUCCUACCACCUGGCGCGGCAGUACGAGAGCCAGGAGGACGUGCGCCAGGCCGUGCACUUCUACACACGCGCCCAGGCCUUCAACAACGCCAUCCGCCUGUGCAAGGAGAGCGGCCUGGACGACCAGCUCAUGAACCUGGCCCUGCUGAGCUCCCCGGAGGACAUGCUGGAGGCGGCGCGCUACUAUGAAGAGAGGGGCGAGCAGAUGGACAGGGCGGUCACGCUGUACCACAAGGCCGGCCACUUCUCCAAGGCCCUGGAGCUGGCUUUCGCCACCCAGCAGCUCGCGGCACUGCAGCUGAUCGCGGACGACCUGGACGAGAAGUCGGACCCCGCGCUCCUGGCCCGCUGUUCCGACUUCUUCCUGGAGCAUGGCCAGUACGAGAAGGCCGUGGAGCUGCUGCUGGCUGCCAGGAAGCACCAUGAGGCCCUGCAGCUGUGCCUGGACCAGAACCUGACGCUGACCGAGGAGAUGGUGGAGAAGAUGACCGCGUCUACGGGCCACCAGGACCUGGGCGAGGAGGCUCGGCGGGAGCUGCUGCGGCAGGUGGCCGGCUGCCUCGUGCGCCAGGGCAACUACCGCCUGGCCACGAAGACGUAUGCGCAGGCCGGGGACAAGCUGCAGGCCAUGCGGGCCCUGCUGAAGUCGGGGGACACGGAGAAGAUCGUGUUCUUCGCGGGCGUCUCGCGGCAGAAGGAGCUCUACGUCAUGGCCGCCAACUACCUGCAGUCGCUGGACUGGCGGCGGGAGCCAGCCAUCAUGAAGAACAUCAUCAGCUUCUACACCAAGGGCCGGGCCCUGGACCUGCUGGCCGGCUUCUACGACGCCUGUGCCCAGGUAGAGAUCGACGAGUACCAGAACUACGACAAGGCCCACGGGGCGCUGACCGAGGCCCACAAGUGCCUGGCCAAGGCCAAGGCCAAGAGCCCCUUGGACCAGGAGGCCAAGCUGGCUCAGCUGCAGAGCAAGAUGGCGCUGGUGAGGCGGUUCAUCCAGGCCCGCAGGGCGUACCCUGAGGACCCCAAGGAGUCGGUCAGGCAGUGCGAGCUGCUGCUGGAGGAGCCGGACCUGGACAGUGCCAUCCGGGUCGGGGACGUGCUCGGUUUCCUGGUGCAGCACCACCUGCAGGCCGAAGACUUCCAGAUGGCCCACAAGUACCUGGAGGAGAUGCGGAGGAGGCUGCCCUCCGCCAGCCUGUCCUGCUAUGUGAGCCAGCGGACGGUGGACGCGGUGCACCAGGGCCUGGGCCUCCCGCCGGCACGUGCCACGCCCGAGCCCACCCGCCAUGGCAGCACAGAGGGGCCCAAGGAGGAGGCCGAGGAGGUGCUGGAGGAGGUGGACAGCGAGCCCUGAGGCCGCGCAGAGGCCCUUCUGGGCCCACUCCCGCUCAGCGGAGCCGUGGGCAGCCCCCGCCCCGCUGCUGUGCGCCCCAGACGCUCCUGAGGGCCGGACGACUGGACAGGCCGCUGCCAGCAGGAAUCGCGGCUCCUGACCCCGGGCCCAACGGGCUGUCGGGAGUGGCCACCCUACUGCCCAGGCCGUGCCCUCCUGUGGGGUGACAGGGCCUGCGCCCCAAUAAAGGCUUUACCCAGUGGCCCGUGUCUGGCGCAGCAGAGCCACGGGCAGCCGGGGCUCCU
This is a messenger RNA of Talpa occidentalis (Iberian mole), 4695 nucleotides long. It is a transcript of the gene IFT140, whose product is annotated as intraflagellar transport 140. The record is from RefSeq and is a predicted model, not a curated record. Gene Ontology annotation, biological process: intraciliary retrograde transport. Gene Ontology annotation, cellular component: intraciliary transport particle A; ciliary basal body; axoneme. The transcript has 30 exons. The coding region runs from base 29 to 4411 and encodes 1460 amino acids. NCBI's taxonomy places the organism in Eukaryota, Metazoa, Chordata, Mammalia, Eulipotyphla, Talpidae. Gene Ontology annotation, molecular function: protein binding.